UUUUGGAGAAUGAGAAUUCGAAUUUUUGGAAAAACAAUCAACAAAACAUUAAUUAGAACAAAGAAGAAAAUGUUUUUGAAAACAACCAACAAAAACAAACAACCUACAACAGUUAAUAAAUGUUUUAGUGUUCAAAAGAAAUUAAAUCUUGAGAAUAUAGAAAAUUCAACAACAACAAGCAGUAGUACUUUAAAAAUAAAUAAUGUUGAAGUUGUUGAAGAACAAAACAACAACAACGAUGUUUAUUCAAGCAAUAAUAGUUUAAUGAAUGAAACAUUAGAAAUUAGAAUGAGUGAAAGUUCGUAUGAAAAUAUUGGUAAUGAACAACAAAAACAACAACAAAUAUUUUUUGGUAAUGCUGUUGAUCAAUACGUAUUUCAGAAUCUGGGCCAAAUGGUUUUUUGGAAGUCCAAUAAGGAAAAACAAUUGGAAGAGGAGUUGACAAAAAUAAAGGAAGAAUUCAACGAACAUAAAGAAUUUUCUGAACGUUUAGUUAAAUCUUGUGAAGAGAAGAAUGCUCAACUUUUAAGAGAAAAUUCUCAAAUUAAAGAAUUAUUAGACACGAAAACUGCAUUAGACAACGCUGGCGAUGUAAUUAUGAAAAUGGAAGAAGAAUUAAAAUGUGCAAAUGCUGAUAUGGCGAUUAAAGAGGCUAUGUUAAUUGACAAACAAAAUGAACAGGAGAAGAGCGACAAUUUAAUCGCUGAUUUAAAGAAGAAAAUUAAGCAACUAGAAGAUGACAAAUUAAAACUUUGUUAUGAUCAAGGAACUUCAGUUGGCACUAGCGGAACUGGCUAUCAGCGUUUUACUACCGAACAGCUUGCCGCACUUAAUUCGUUAUAUGAAGGGAACCAAUGGACAAAAGAUGACCUCAAUAACUUGCUUGAAAAUUAUGGAAUUAGAAUGGAGGUUGUUUUUUUAAUAUUGCCUUGUCAUUUUAUUUCAGCGAGCUAAGGUUUGGCAUAAGAAUCAAAAAGCCAAGAAUCGUAAAAUUCAAGAUGCUAAGGAAGACGAAGACAAUAAUC
Molecule: messenger RNA, 1025 nt
Organism: Meloidogyne enterolobii
Lineage: Eukaryota; Metazoa; Nematoda; Chromadorea; Rhabditida; Meloidogynidae
Source: the annotation of a GenBank genome assembly